Messenger RNA from Rhizophagus irregularis DAOM 181602=DAOM 197198, 384 nucleotides. Lineage: Eukaryota; Fungi; Glomeromycota; Glomeromycetes; Glomerales; Glomeraceae. The record is from RefSeq and is a predicted model, not a curated record.
AUGUUUGUUCGAAAGUGGAUUUUCUUGGAUACACAUUUCGAAGGUGAAUGGCUUCUUGGGCAAUAUUUCGGAAGUAUGAAAAAGUUAACUUUUUUUUAUUCGUUUGUAUAUCUUAGCUUCGAGGGUAUUUUUUUUAUAUUUUGUCUUGCGGACGAAAAUUCGUUCCGAAAUUUUGAAGUCUACGAAAGCGACUUCUUUUUUAAAGGUUUCUCUCUUGGAUUUGAACGCCCGAUUUUGUUCAAAAAGACCUUAUUUAUUGGCUCUGGAGGAUCCGCUUCUGUUUUUAUCGCAAAUUGGAAGAAUACGAAGAAUACGCCAACAAAAUAUGUAAUUAAAAGAUAUGUCGAUAAAAAGAGCUACCCUAGUGUUUCGGUUUUCGCCUAA